AAUUAUGAUUGAAGAAGAAUUCAUUAAAAUCUUUCAGAAUAGUGAUGUUGAAUUACAGACCAUCGAUCAAAAAUAAAUGUAUAAUAAACCAUUCUAUUUCUAAGUGAUCAAGAGAGUAUUCAAGAAUCAGCCUUAAGAAAAAUUAGAAUGAAAGAAUUGGCAAAUAUGUUAAAGGUAAAACUAAAGUUUUUAAAAAUGAAUAUUAGGAUCUUAGUUGGGAUGAUCGCUAUGAAUGGCUGCUAUAUUAAAAAAAUAAAGGAAAUAAGUUAUUUUAUUAAUAAUAAUACGAUCGAGCAAUUUAAGUGUAUUAUGAAAUGGCUUUAGGGUUGGAUUUGAAAAACACAGAAGAAAGAAAUGAAAUUAUGAAAUAGGAUUUCUAAUAUCCUAUAAUUUUUAAUCUAGCACUUUGUUACAAGAAAAAAAAAGAUUAUGAAAAAGCAUCUUAAUUUUACGAUAUGGUGAAUAGAUGAUUAAAUAUAUUUAGGGGAUAAAGUUACAUUCUAGUCCAAAGUAUAUUUUAAGAAGAGGAUAUUUCCAUUUUGAUAUCUAAGAAUAUGACAAAGUAUAAAAGGAUUUAAACUUGGUAACAAAUAUCAAUGCGUACCCCGAACUUUAAGAUGAUUAUUACGAUCUCAAAUAAAAAUUGAAUGAUGUCUUAAAAAAGGAUAAGGAAUUUUAUUAAAAGAUGUUCUAAUAACAUUAACAUUAAUAAGCAGAUGAAGAAUUAUCAAUGAAACAUUCUAAAUUUGAUUAAAUUUACGAAUGGUUUAAAAAUUAAUUUUCCCGUAUCUUUGGAUGUAGAAAAUUAUUUGAUGAUGAUGAAUCAGAAGAUGAUGAUGAAUCAGAUCCUAAGAAAUUUUUAGAGCAUAGAUGAUAGUAUUCAC
This is a messenger RNA of Paramecium sonneborni, 884 nucleotides long. NCBI's taxonomy places the organism in Eukaryota, Ciliophora, Oligohymenophorea, Peniculida, Parameciidae. The record is from the annotation of a GenBank genome assembly.